GGACUUCUGUGUCUCCACGCCAGAAACUCCGAGUAUUUUAACAUUUUCUGAUUAGCCAAUAAAAAGCUGAAGGUCGGCACGUGGUUUAUUCGUCUGGGCAGGAGUGAGGUAUUCCAUCCAGAUCCCUUCGCUCUUGCCAGGAUCAAACAUGGCGGGCUGCAGCCUGCUCUUCCAGAACACCUAGCUCGCUCUCCAGCGACUCCAAUCAGGUUUUGGCGCUCCUUCUUUUACCUUCCUUCCCCACCGCGGCUACAAGACGGUAGGCACCUGGGAGCGUGACAGCGGACCUGCUUCCCGCCCCCACUCGAGGGUCCGCCCUCUCGUCCGCGUCAGCCAAUCGCAGGCUGCGCUACGGCGGCUGGCAGCUCCGGCCGGCCCCACCCCCCCAAUCUCGCUGUGACCUGCGGCUCCGCGGCCGGUAAGCGCCGCUCUCUGUGGUGCGUGUUGGUCGUGUGGAAACGCGGUUCGCGGACGCUCGCUGCCGGCCACAUCUCAGCCCAGCGCCGCGGAGGCCUCCGCCAUGGACUUCGAGGACGAUUACACACACUCUGCCUGUCGGAAUACUUAUCAGGGUUUUAAUGGAAUGGAUCGUGAUUAUGGCCCUGGAUCUUAUGGAGGGAUGGACCGUGACUAUGGCCAUGGAUCCUAUGGGGGUCAAAGAUCCAUGGACUCCUACCUAAACCAGUCAUAUGGCAUGGACAAUCACAGUGGUGGUGGUGGGGGUAGCAGGUUUGGACCUUAUGAGUCUUACGACUCCAGGUCUUCUCUGGGUGGGCGAGAUCUGUACAGAUCUGGCUAUGGUUUUAAUGAACCCGAACAAAGCCGCUUCGGAGGUAGUUAUGGUGGUCGAUUUGAGAGCUCCUACCGGAAUAGCCUUGACUCUUUCGGAGGUAGAAACCAGGGCGGGUCUAGCUGGGAAGCACCUUACUCCCGUUCAAAAUUGAGGCCUGGGUUUAUGGAGGACAGAGGAAGAGAGAAUUACUCUUCCUACAGCAGUUUUUCUUCACCCCAUAUGAAGCCUGCUCCUGUAGGCUCUCGGGGGAGAGGAACGCCUGCUUAUCCUGAAAGUACGUUUGGAAGCAGAAACUAUGAUGCUUUUGGAGGACCAUCAACAGGCAGAGGCCGAGGCCGAGGACAUAUGAGUGAUUUUGGAAGCAUUCAUAGACCCGGAAUUGUUGUUGACUAUCAAAACAAAUCCACCAAUGUGACAGUUGCUGCUGCAAGAGGAAUAAAGAGAAAAAUGAUGCAACCAUUUAAUAAGCCUGGUGGAACCUUUAUCAAGAAACCCAAGCUAGCAAAACCUGUGGAGAAGAUGAUUCUCAGCAAAUCACCUACAAAAAUUGAUCCUAAAAAUGAAGAAGAAGAAAAGCGGCGAAUUGAAGCCCGACGAGAGAAACAAAGGCGCAGAAGAGAAAAAAACAGUGAGAAAUAUGGAGAUGGAUACAGAAUGGCAUUCACAUGUUCAUUUUGUAAAUUUCGAACGUUUGAAGAAAAAGAUAUUGAACUGCAUCUGGAAAGCUCUUCACACCAGGAAACAUUAGAUCAUAUUCAGAAACAAACUAAGUUUGAUAAAGUAGUUAUGGAGUUUUUGCAUGAAUGUAUGGUGAAUAAAUUCAAGAAAACGUCUAUUCGUAAGCAACAGACAAAUAAUCAAACAGAAGUAGUCAAAAUAAUUGAAAAAGAUGUUAUGGAAGGUGUUACUGCAGAUGAUCACAUGAUGAAAGUGGAGACUGUUCACUGCAGUGCCUGUAGUGUGUAUAUCCCUGCUUUACAUAGUUCAGUUCAGCAGCACUUAAAAUCUCCUGAUCAUAUCAAAGGGAAGCAGGCUUAUAAGGAACAAAUAAAAGAGAAAGUGUCUUGAUGCUACAAGCAUUUUAAUAAUCCAAUAGUGAAGGCACGAUAUGACGUUUUGUUAAGGGAGAUUGAGACCUUUAGAUGUGAACUACACAGUUCUCUCCUUUCUGCCGGUGAGAAUCCUUUUGAAAUUCAAGAUCAUUCUCAAGAUCAGCAAAUAGAAGGAGAUGAGGAGGAGGAAGAAAAGAUUGAUGAACCUAUGAAGAGAGAGAGUGAAGAGGAAGAAGAGAAGGAAGUGGGAGAAGGAGAGGAAGUGGAAGAAGUGGAGGAAGUGGGAGAAGGUGGAGGAAUAGAGGGAGUGGGCAAUGUAGAGGAAGGGGGAGACAUAGAGGGCGUGGGGGAAGGGACAGUGGGGGAGGAAGGGGCAGUAGUGGAAGGGGAGGGAGUAGGGGAAGGAGAGGGAGCGGGUGGGAGAGAAGAGCGAGCAGAAGAGUCUGUCCACUUCCCUGUUGAUCAACAUGAAGAAAAUUAAAUAUAAGGUAUUAGAUUUAAAAGAAGCUUUAAAUCUGUCCUAAUGUGGGAAAGGGUAAGAAUUUUAAUAGUUUAAAAUAUGAGAGUUAACACCCAUGUUGCAUGCAUUCUACACAUUAAAAGUUGUUUUAUAUAA
Rhinolophus ferrumequinum (greater horseshoe bat) is the source of this 2461-nucleotide messenger RNA. It is a transcript of the gene ZNF326, whose product is annotated as zinc finger protein 326. Gene Ontology annotation, biological process: regulation of DNA-templated transcription elongation. The record is from RefSeq and is a predicted model, not a curated record. Gene Ontology annotation, cellular component: nucleus; DBIRD complex. Gene Ontology annotation, molecular function: DNA binding. NCBI's taxonomy places the organism in Eukaryota, Metazoa, Chordata, Mammalia, Chiroptera, Rhinolophidae.